AUGAAGGGAGAAGAUAAAAGAACCGAUAUUUGUUUUUAUAAGUAUAAUAAUAAGCAAGGUUUAUUACCAAUGCAUGGUAAUUUGAUGCAGAAUAAAAAAACAGAUAUGAAUAAUGAAGAAUGCAAAACUACAUUUUAUAACAUUAAUUUUGAAAAUACCAUUGGGAAAAAUUUUAUCAAAAUGGUAGGUAAUGAUGGAACAAGAGAAAAACAUAAAUAUCUGGAAGAACAAAAUACAAUUAAGGUUCAAUUGAAGCAGGACAUAAAUGCGCAACUAGGUAACAGUUAUAGUAAUAGCUAUGAAAAUGGGAAUAGAUGCAAUCGAAGUACAAUUUCUAACAAGAGUAUAAAUCUUUGGAAUAAUAACAGCAAUUGUAAUAGCAAUUAUAAGAUCAACUAUAACAGCGAUUAUACAAAUAAUAACACUGGUAACAAUUUGCACCUUAAACAAAACACUCAUCUAGACAUAUUAAAUGAUGAAGAAUUGGAAGCACAUAAUGCAUCUGAAGUUAACAACAGCUUUACUGCAGCAGAGUACCAGUCUAAUGCAAAAGUAGAGAGAGAUAUGUGUCAAAUAUAUAACCAAAAAUAUGCAAUUAAUAAUUGUAAAAAUAAUAUACACUUUGAUUCAGAACAAACACUAACAUAUGAUGAUUCACAGAAAAAUUUAUUAGAACAUUAUCAAGACAAUUAUCAUGUAAACUCACAACAAACAUUAAAUUUAAAUUCAGAUCAAAAUAUUUCGGAUUCAUUUCAAAGCUAUUUAGGUACAGAUUCAAAACAGACAUUACUAUUUGACGUAGGCAGAAUUGGGCAAUAUACUAACAAAGAAUUUUUUAAAAAUAGGAACAAUUUGAAUUUUCCAGAUAAUUCCUAUUAUUCCAAUAUAUAUGAACGUAGACAAAUAAACAAUGGUUCAGAAAUUUCAGAUAAUGAAAAUAAAAAAAAAAAAAUGAAUAAAAUGAAUUUUGUUCAACAUUUGGAAAUAUGCAAUGAACAGAGUGCACACAGUGGAGGUAAACACGGUGUGUAUAGUCCAAAAGGGAAAAAUAUAUACGCAUUAAAUGAUAACAAUGUAUAUAUAUCGAGGAACCAAAUUGUAUGCGAGAAAGAAUCAGACAUUAUUCCUCAUAUGGGAAGACAGAAUGCUUCAAAUAUUCGUCAACAUGUCAUUUCAAACGAAUAUGAAAAUGACAUGAAAUUACAACAUGGAAAUUUUGAGCAUAAUACGUGUAGAACUAACUUGAAGGAGAAGUAUGCACAGAAAGUUAGUGUAGAUACAUAUGAGGAUAAUUUGCAUGACUUGAGAAAUAUUAAUAUAAGACCAGACAUUGAAAAGGGGAGCUCACAUAAUAAUAACAGUAAUAAUAAUAAUAACAGUAAUAAUAAUAAUAACAGUAAUAAUAAUAAUAAUAAUAAUAAUAAUAAUAAUAAUAAUAAUAAUAAUAAUAAUAAUAAUAAUAAUAAUAAUAAUAAUAAUAAUAAUAAUAAUAAUAAUAAUAAUAAUAAUAAUAAUAAUAAUAAUAAUAAUAAUAAUAAUAAUAAUAAUAAUAAUAAUAAUAAUAAUAAUAAUAAUAAUAAUAAUAAUGAUAAUUCAUUUGGUAUAUCGAAAGACGAUAUAGCACACAUCAACAAUAAGUUAUCUGCUGGAGUGUGUAAUUAUAAAUAUUCAUAUGUUCAAAAAAAUAAUUCCUUUUUACCACAAAGUAGUGCACAUAAUAAGGAUUUUACCCAGGAAAAAAUUAUAUCUAAUAGUGUAGCAGGACAUAGUUUGAUAAAUCAGAACAAGCAGGAUAGAGACAAUGGUUUUAUAACAGUAAGAACAUUAAAUACAGAUUUUAAUAACAAAAAAGUAGGUAGAUUCCAGUCAAACAAUACAACUAAUUUACAAAAGGUGAGAUCUUCUAUAGAAAGAGCAGAUGCCUAUGAUCAUUCAAAUAGUGAAAAAUAUGAUAAUUCGAAUUAUAAAUACAGUCCUAAUGAUAGUGAUAAUAUGCAAAGAUUAAGAGACAAGAACAGCUAUGUUUUGAAAACAGAUAAGUCGUGGUACCAGGGUACCCCGUUUUUUAAAAAAGAAUUCGCGCAAAGAAUGGACGUUGAUAAUGCGGAUGAUACUACUGAUACGGGGGAUUGUGUUGAUACAGGGGAUGCUACGUACUUAAGCGAUGCUGCUGAUACAAGGGAUGCUACGUACACAGGUGCUGCUGCUGCUACCUCCCAAACAGACGUGCUAGAAAAUGAUAGCUAUUUAUAUGUAAAUUCUGGAUAUGAUCAUAAAUGUAUUAACGGAAAACAAUACUUAAGCAAAUUCUUAGAAAAAAGUUAUCAGAUAGACGAAAUAAAAAGUUGCAUGCCUGAACCAACUUUAUACACAAAUCAAAAUUUUGAUGUACCCCAUAUUAUUCAAGGAAUAACUACAAGGAAUAAUAAUGGAAUUGUAUCAGAGAGUAGACAUGACACUAUCAUAGAAUAUGAUAAUAAGUGGAGAUUAGUUAAAGGAAAGCAAUUUGCUAUUAAUCAAAGUGGUAAUUUUAAAUCUGUACAAGAAUCAGAAAAACUUUUUCAAAAAUAUUUAGAUGAACAAAACGCGAAUACAAAGAGAAUGCUUUUACAUAGUAAUUUUAACGCUCUAACCGGAAGAUUUGUAGUAAAUCCUUUUUAUAAUAAUAAUGAGAAUUCCAAUUACUUAAAUAAAAUUCAUGACUAUAAAGACACCUACCAUGUUUACCCCACAUAUUAUAGUAUAACUCCAAAUGAACAAAUAAACAAAAAUAUAACUGUAGAAAAAGAAAAACAUGCUUUAAAAGAAACAUCACAAGUUAAAAUUACACUUAACAAAAAUAACGAGUAUUCUGAUAAUAAAAACUCAAGUAAACCAGGACCUAAGAAAAAAUGUAUAAUUAAAAAGCAAAACUUACCCAUAUGUAGUAAUUAUUUUUUAAAAAACAGAAUAAAAGACUUCGUAUCCGAAACAGUUAAGGAUUACUGUAAUGUAAAUUUGUUUAAUCAAUCUAUAUGA
Molecule: messenger RNA, 3018 nt
Organism: Plasmodium malariae
Lineage: Eukaryota; Apicomplexa; Aconoidasida; Haemosporida; Plasmodiidae
Product: conserved Plasmodium protein, unknown function
Exons: 1
Coding region: 1-3018 (1005 amino acids)
Source: RefSeq, a predicted model, not a curated record